CCCCUUGCUCCGCCCCCUUCCCCGCCAGCUGGAGGAAGCCGAGUAGGAAGUGGGUUGCGAUGUCCUUUUGUGUCCUACAGCCGGAGCGGCGAGGCGGAGGCGGAGGAGGAGGCGCCCGGCCCCGGCCCAUGGCCCCCACGACGCCCCGAGCCACCAGGGGCCCCUGAGCCGCCUCCCCGCUCGCCCAGGCCGGCCCAGGCCCCGAACGGGCUGCCUCUGACGCCUCCGAGCCCUUGUCUGCUGCCGCCAAGCCGCCGCGUCCAGCCAUGUCGUCCCGAGAGCGCCGCGCGGAGUUCUUCAUCAAGACGGAGCCGGCCUCCCCGGACAGCCUGGUGCAGCACAGCCCCAGUGGCUCCUCGGACACCAGUGCCGGCGGGGCCCCCCAGGAGCUCGAGGCCCCCGGGGCCCAGCCGGCAGGGACGGGGGCCUCCCGGCGGCGCCACGAUGAGGACCCGGAUGAGCCCCCGGGACGAGGGAAGUACAUGCUGAGCUCCAUGCCCAAGCGGCUCUGCUUGGUCUGCGGGGACGUGGCCUCCGGGUACCAUUACGGCGUGGCCUCCUGCGAAGCCUGCAAGGCCUUCUUCAAGCGCACCAUCCAAGGGAGCAUCGAGUACAGCUGCCCGGCCACCAACGAGUGCGAGAUCACCAAGCGGCGCCGGAAGGCUUGCCAGGCGUGCCGCUUCACCAAGUGCCUGCGCGUGGGCAUGCUCAAGGAAGGGGUGCGUCUCGACCGGGUGCGAGGAGGCCGGCAGAAGUACAAGCGUCGUCCCGAGGUGGAGGGGGCCACUUACCCCAGCGCCUUCGUCACCCCACAGAUUGCCACCGUCACCCCCAAGAAGCCGGCUCCCAUGAACACAAUGGUGUCGCACUUGCUGGUGGCGGAGCCUGAGAAACUCUACGCCAUGCCGGAUCCAGCGCUCCCGGACGGCCCCGCCAAGGCGGCAAGCACUCUGUGCGAUCUGGCAGACCGGGAGAUUGUGGUCAUUAUCGGCUGGGCCAAAAACAUCCCAGGGUUUCCGGCGCUGUCCUUGGCGGACCAGAUGUCGGUGCUGCAGAGCGUCUGGCUGGAGGUCCUGCUGCUCGGCGUGGCCUGGCGCUCCUUGCCCUGCGAGGACGAGAUCGUCUUCGCCGAGGAUUUUGCGCUCGACGAGGAAGCCGCUCGGACGGCGGGGCUGCUGGAGCUCAGCGGGGUGGUGCUGCAACUGGUACGCAAGUACCGGGCCCUGCGCCUGGAGCGCGAGGAGUACGUGCUCCUCAAGGCCUUGGCCCUUGCCAACUCAGACUCUGUGCACAUUGAGGACAUGGCGGCCGUCCAGCGGCUCCGCGACGUGCUCCACGAGGCCCUCUUGGAAUACGAGGCGUCCCGGCGCCCCGAAGAGCCCCGCCGGGCCGGGCGCCUGCUCCUCACGCUCCCGCUGCUGCGCCAGACGGCCACCCGCGUCCUCCACCACUUCUACAGCCUCAAACUGGAGGGCAAGGUGCCCAUGCAUAAGCUUUUCCUGGAGAUGCUGGAGGCCAUGAUGGAUUGAACGGACCUCUCCGAUCCGGGCCAUCCGCUCACCUGCAUCGUGUCGAACGCAUUUCAGUGUAUGCAAAUAUACGAACUGCCCACUGGCUUCACCCAAGAUGAUGUACGCCUACGUAUCAGGGAGAGGAAGGACCGAGCCGGACGAUAAGGAGUACGGACACGUAAGGGACGGAGAAAGUGGUUGACAUUCACACUGGAAGCCAUAUUUUGAUUUUUUAAUUUAUUUGAAAUGGGUGGGGAGGGGUACGAUCUACUGUAGUUCUAGCUUGGAAGCCAUAUUUGAUUAUAUUCGCAUCACAUUGAGGAGGAGAAAGGGACGAGCGAGUCUCGGGGCGAAUUGUCUCUCCUCCUACUGAGUGCAGUUGGGGUCGGACCGCUGGUCUCGAGCCUCCUCCUCCUCCCGUCCUACACCUUCCACCCUCUGGGCUGGGCCCAGCCAAAUGCACCUUAAUACACGGCGGGUAUGUCGACGGAGGGUAGGCAGGCAGAGCUUAUCUCGACUACCACUCCCAUCAUUCCCUCCAGCUCGUGGGAGUUUGAGUCCGAAAUCCAGUAUUGAAAACAAUAGUCUCAUGGCUCCAAGGAAUAAGACGGGAGAUCGGACGCGGCAAGUUUGGGGUGGGAUGACACACGACGUUAUGGGUUGCUGUGAGUUUUCCGGGCUGUCUGGCCAUGUUGAAGAAGCAUUCUCUCCUGACGUUUCACCCACAUCUAUGGCAGGCAUCCUCCGAGGUUAUGAGGUCUGUUGGAAAGUAAGCAAGUGGGGGAAUCCUUUGUUGGGAGGCGUUAGCAGGCCCUGGUUGUUUCCUGUCCUGAAUUUCAAUUUUCUGAGUGUUCUUUAUUUACUGCCCUGAUUUCAGAGGUGUUAGCAGGCCCUGAUUAUUUCCUGUCCAGAAUUUCCAUUUUCUGAGUGUUGUUCUUUAUUCACUGUCCAGAUUUCAGAGAUGUUAGCAGGCCCUGAUGGUUUCCUGUCCGGAAUUUCCAUUUUCUGAGCAUUGUUCCUUAUUUACUGCCCUGAUUUCAGAGGUGUUAGCAGGCCCUGAUGGUUUCCUGUCCGGAAUUUCCAUUUUCUGAGUGUUGUUCUUUAUUUACUCUCCAGAUUUUAGAGGUGUUAGCUGGCCCUGAUGGUGUCCUGUCUGGAAUUUCCAUUUUCUGAGCGUCGUUCUCUAUUUACUGCCCUGAUUUCAGAGGUGUUCGUUGGCCCUGAUUGUUUCCUGUCCGAAAUUUCCAUUUUCUGAGUGUUGUUCUUUAUUUUAGAGGUGUUAGCAGGCCCCGAUGGUUUCCUGUCCGGAAUUUUCAUUUUCUAAGCAUUGUUCUUUAUUUACUGCCCUAAAUUCAGAGAUGUUGGCAGGCCCUGAUUGUUUCCUGUCCAGAAUUUCCAUUUUUUGUGCAUUGUUCUUUAUUUUAGAGGUGUUAGCAGGCCCUGAUUGUUUCCUGUCCGGAAUUUCCAUUUUCUGAGUGUUGUUCUUCAUUCACUGUCCAGAUGUUAGAGGUGUUAGCUGGCCCUGGUUGUUUCCUGUGUGGAAUUCCUCUGUUUUCUGAGUGUUUGUACAACGGAGGAUGCCUGCCACAGAUGUGGGCGAAACAUCAGGAGAGAGUGCUACUUCUGGAACGUUGGCCAUACAGCCCGGAAAACUCACAGCAACCCAGUCAUUCCAGCCACGAAAGCCUUCGACGACACACGACACGAUAUUCUUUGCCUUCUUUCCGUCGCUUUAGUGCUGAAUCUUUGGCUAUCGCUCAAACCAGCUUGAGUCGGUCUCUUCCCUGCUUUCUGAUAAUGUCGCGCUCAGGACUCGGGGACGAAAACGGGACGCAAUCGGAACACGGGACAGCCAUAUUCUAACCUUAAGGAGGGGUGGAUGGGAAUGCUAGCAUUUGAGGACGAUGGUAACGACUUGGCCGAGCUCUGGACACAUUUAUCACUUCGAAGCAAUAAUAAUAAAAAAAAUUAUAUAUAUGUCGAGAGAGGGAAAGAUUGAUGUCUUUCUUCAUUAUGUCGGGACAGACGUGUUCCCGUCGAAAAGGAAAGCGGUCCAUCCGGCAAAAUCCUUUCUCUUAAUAUACCCCUUGUAGCAAUAGUUUUUAAAAAAAGGCAAUUAUGCUUUUUUUUGGUUUCAGGUGUAAUUUCCUAUGUAAUCUUUCUUCUGCCAUAAGAGGCUGAGCAGCUCAUCCUUCCUAUAAAAAUUCCUAAAAAUUCCUAUAUCCCAACAUCAUGCCGAGCCCUUAUCUUCUGCCCAAAGCAGCAGCAGCAACAGCAAUAAUAAUAUAAUAAUAAUAUAAUAAUAAUAAUAAUAACCCUCCCACCUCUUUCGACUGGAGAACAAGUCACCCUUCCAUAGUGUUGGACUUCAGCUCCCAUUGAGGCCAAUGGGAAUUGCAGUCCCGCCAAUGGAACAUGGGUGGUAAGCUGCAUGGCCGGAAACCGAGAGCUGUGUACAUAGCAAUAUAUUUUACUUGUAUAUUCAUUGCAGAGAAAGAAAAAUAAAAGAGAUUUACCCCAUUCUUUUCCACCCAAGUCAGGAAGCAUUCCUUGCCCUGACGUGGAUUUAAAAAAAAAUGGGAAGAGUCAAUGCUGGCAAUUUUUUGUUUUGUUUUUGUAUUAAAUUAUGUGUGUGUACAUAUUAUAAAUACCUCUGAUUUGUGUAUAGGCGGCUACAUAUACACAUUCAUAGAGAGCUCUAUUAUGGAACAAAUUAAAAAAAAAUACAAUUGGCUGUGCAGCCUAUGAACCGUU
Molecule: messenger RNA, 4265 nt
Organism: Anolis carolinensis (green anole)
Lineage: Eukaryota; Metazoa; Chordata; Lepidosauria; Squamata; Anolidae
Gene: esrra
Product: estrogen related receptor alpha
Exons: 7
Coding region: 267-1529 (420 amino acids)
Biological process (GO): regulation of transcription by RNA polymerase II; nuclear receptor-mediated steroid hormone signaling pathway
Cellular component (GO): chromatin; nucleus
Molecular function (GO): zinc ion binding; nuclear steroid receptor activity; nuclear receptor activity
Source: RefSeq, a predicted model, not a curated record